AUGAGUUUCCCGAACUUCGAAGGCGGAGCGCAGCCUCCUCAGCAGGACGGCCAAGAGCAAGGUGGAUUUGGCGGAGCACCCGGCGCACCACAGCAGCCUCCUCCAAUGGGCCAGCAGAUGGAUCCAAACCAACAACAAGGCCAGUUUCCUGGCGGGCCGCAAGGCCAAGUGCAAGGACCUCCAGGCUCAGCACAGGGCGGCGAUCAGAAGACCACACUUUGGAUGGGUGAACUCGAACCUUGGAUCGAUGAGAACUUCGUUAGGAGUGUGUGGUUUGGCAUGGGUUACCAGGUUAACGUGAAGAUGAUUCGCGACAAGUUCUCGGGAAGCAAUGCUGGCUAUUGUUUCGUCGACUUUGAGAACCCCGAAGCCGCAACUCGUGCCCUCCAACUCAACGGACAAGUCAUUCCCAACUCAAACCGCCAAUUCAAGCUGAACUGGGCAUCUGGAGGUGGCUUAGCAGAUCGAAGCCGCGAUGACCGUGGACCGGAAUACUCCAUCUUCGUCGGCGACCUUGGCCCAGAAGUCAACGAAUACGUCCUCAUGUCGCUCUUCCAGGGCAAGUACACCUCCUGCAAGUCCGCCAAGAUCAUGUCAGACCCAAUCAGUGGCAUGUCUCGCGGCUACGGCUUCGUGCGCUUUGCCGACGAGGGUGAUCAGCAGAAGGCUCUUCACGAGAUGCAAGGUGUGUACUGCGGUAAUAGACCUAUGCGCAUUAGCACCGCGACUCCCAAGAACAAGAGCGGCGGCGGAGGCCCAGGAGGCAUGCCAGGCAUGCAAGGUGGCAUGGGCCCGGGUGCACCUGGUGGCGUUUACGCGAUGGGAGCUCCUCCCAUGGGCUACUACGGCGCACCUCAACCCAUGAACCAGUUCACGGACCCAAACAACACCACUGUCUUCGUCGGUGGCCUGUCUGGAUACGUCACCGAGGACGAACUCCGAUCUUUCUUCCAGGGCUUCGGCGAGAUUACUUACGUCAAGAUUCCGCCUGGUAAGGGAUGCGGUUUCGUGCAGUUUGUGCAGCGCCACGCUGCUGAAAUGGCCAUCAACCAGAUGCAGGGCUACCCCAUCGGCAACUCCAGGGUUCGUCUCAGCUGGGGCCGCAGUCAAAACAACUCAGGGCCUGCUGGCACACCAUACCGCCCUGCGCCUCCUCCUCCGGUCUACCCAUCGAUGGGAAUGCCACCGCAGCAUCCCUUUGGGAACUAUGCACCACAUCAAAACUAA
Messenger RNA from Fulvia fulva, 1227 nucleotides. RefSeq lists its product as uncharacterized. The transcript is spliced from 4 exons. The coding region runs from base 1 to 1227 and encodes 408 amino acids. NCBI's taxonomy places the organism in Eukaryota, Fungi, Ascomycota, Dothideomycetes, Mycosphaerellales, Mycosphaerellaceae. Gene Ontology annotation, biological process: mRNA splice site recognition. Gene Ontology annotation, cellular component: cytosol. The record is from RefSeq and is a predicted model, not a curated record. Gene Ontology annotation, molecular function: mRNA binding.